Molecule: messenger RNA, 2382 nt
Organism: Aspergillus thermomutatus
Lineage: Eukaryota; Fungi; Ascomycota; Eurotiomycetes; Eurotiales; Aspergillaceae
Gene: mdr2
Product: ATP-binding cassette permease mdr2
Exons: 3
Coding region: 1-2382 (793 amino acids)
Biological process (GO): transmembrane transport
Cellular component (GO): membrane
Molecular function (GO): ATP hydrolysis activity; ATP binding; ABC-type oligopeptide transporter activity
Source: RefSeq, a predicted model, not a curated record
AUGCGCGGGAUUAGAUCGCUUCCCUGCUGGGCUCCAGGGUUGAGCACGAAGCGAAUUUCUUCCUCUCGACAAGGACUCUUUAUAGAGCUAUAUCCUAACGCCUAUACAAUUUCCUCAACGCCUAGCGCUCGCAAUGGUCUCGUCCGACCGUUUUCGGGUUGCACCGGGUCAAUAAUCAGCAGUUGCAAUCCGCGCCCGCGUCAAUCCGCCAUCACGACCUCGUUAUACGGCAAUAUUUAUAAUAAAGGCUUUUCCACCGUUCAGCCGCGAUAUGUGAGCACCGUCAGGCUGUUUUCUACCUCUCAGCGACCAUUGGAAGCAAAGCCGAACGUCGAGUCGACAGGCAGUCCGGGAGUGAAGUCAGAGAUUCUCCAAGAUCAGGAGCAUGAGGACAUCGAGAAAGGCUUUGAGCUAUCAGAGAAAGCCGCCCAGGCAGCACAGGUCAAUCUCAGGGCGAAGCUCGCCAAAGAUGGUACUGCUGGAAAGAAGGCUGGGUUCAGGGAAAUAUGGAGGCUCUUACGGAUCGCUCGACCGGAGGCGAAGAAGCUCGCCUUCGCCUUUCUCUUCUUGCUGGUAUCGUCUGGUAUUACAAUGUCCGUUCCAUUUUCAAUUGGAAAGAUCAUGGAUACAGCUACAAAAACAACUGCGGAAGGUGGUAAUGAGCUCUUCGGUCUGAGCCUCCCCAUGUUCUAUGGUGCGUUGGCUGGAAUUCUCACUCUGGGCGCUGCGGCGAACUAUGGUCGCAUUAUCAUUCUGCGUAUCGUCGGCGAGCGCAUCGUUGCCAGACUUCGCUCGAAACUCUUCCGCCAGACGUUUGUUCAAGAUGCAGAGUUCUUCGAUGCGAACCGGGUCGGUGACUUGAUUUCUCGUCUUAGCUCUGAUACCAUUAUUGUCGGCAAGAGUAUUACACAGAACUUGUCUGAUGGACUGCGCGCGGCGGUUAGCGGUGCAGCAGGGUUCGGUUUAAUGGCCUACGUCAGUCUCAAGCUCUCCAGUAUACUGGCUCUUCUGCUCCCUCCUAUCGGCCUUGGGGCGUUUUUCUACGGACGAGCGAUUCGGAACCUGAGUCGUCAGAUCCAGAGAAACCUUGGAACCUUGACGAAGAUCGCGGAGGAACGUCUGGGCAACGUCAAGACUAGCCAGUCCUUUGCUGGCGAGGUUCUCGAGGUUCACCGGUAUAACAAUCAAGUGCGAAAGAUUUUUGAACUUGGCAAAAAAGAAUCCUUGAUCAGUGCCACGUUCUUUAGCUCCACCGGAUUUGCUGGCAACAUGACCAUCCUGGCAUUGCUUUACGUAGGAGGAGGCAUGGUCCAAUCUGGUGGCAUCACCAUUGGAGAAUUAACUUCAUUUCUGAUGUACACGGCAUACGCAGGGUCUAGCAUGUUCGGUCUUUCGAGCUUCUACUCUGAACUGAUGAAAGGUGUCGGAGCAGCUAGUCGACUGUUCGAAUUGCAGGAUCGUCAGCCAACCAUUUCUCCAACCAAGGGUGAGAAGGUCGUGUCUGCGCGAGGACCCAUUCGCUUCGAAAACGUGACUUUUAGCUACCCGACUCGGCCUGCUGUACCCAUUUUUAAGGAUCUCAAUUUCGAGAUUCCCCAAGGGACCAAUGUUGCUAUCGUUGGGCCCUCGGGAGGUGGAAAAUCGACAAUCGCUUCUAUCUUGCUCCGUUUCUACUCUCCUACCGAAGGAAGAGUCCUGAUCGAUGGCAAAGAUAUCACCCAUAUGAACGCCAAAUCACUUCGACGAAAGAUUGGCGUCGUUGCCCAGGAGCCUGUCCUCUUUUCGGGGACCAUCGCGGAGAACAUUGCGUAUGGUAAGCCUCAGGCCAAACGGUCAGAGAUCGUUGCAGCAGCGCGCAAGGCGAAUUGUCAGUUUAUCAGUGACUUUCCGGAUGGCCUCGACACCCAAGUUGGACCCCGAGGCGCUCAGCUAUCUGGUGGCCAGAAGCAGCGCAUUGCAAUUGCCCGCGCUCUGAUUAAAGAUCCUGAUAUUCUGAUACUUGAUGAAGCAACUUCUGCUCUCGACGCAGAGUCGGAAACUCUUGUGAACAGCGCUCUUACCGCACUCCUUCGUGGUAAUAAUACUACCAUCAGCAUCGCUCAUCGACUCUCUACGAUUAAGAGAUCAGAUACGAUUAUUGUUCUUGGUCCCGACGGAAAGGUGGCCGAACAGGGCAGUUAUGAGGAGCUCAGUGCUCGCCCUGACGGCGCCUUCACCAAAUUGAUGGAAUGGCAGAUGAGCGGCGGUGAGGUGACAGACCAGCCCGUCAACGCUGCUGUCGACCCGAUGGCGCAGGAAACCACAUGGGACAUGCAGAGAGAAGAUGAGACGGAAUCGGCUGUGGAUAUCAACAUCUCCUCUGAGUCGCGGAAAAGUGAUUAG